CCGUCUUGGAUCAGAAAACUUUGGGGUAAGCCCUUCGACAAGACCAAAAUGUGGUUGCUACUAAUAGUGGCAAGUUUGAUGUCCGUGUUUGGACCUGCUCAUGGAUUUGUGGGACAACUAGCACCUGAAAACCCUGAAGCAACUAUGAGUGUUGCUGAGAUGAUUGCUUACUGGGGCUAUCCAAGUGAGGAAUAUAAAGUUGUGACUGAAGAUGGUUAUAUCCUUGGGAUCAACAGAAUUCCUCAUGGGAAGGAAAAUUCAGAGGACUGCGGCACAAGGCCUGUCGUGUUUCUGCAGCAUGGAGUGCUUGCAUCAUCCUCAAAUUGGGUUGCCAAUCUUCCCAACAACAGCCUGGCCUUCAUUCUAGCAGAUGCUUGCUUCGAUGUGUGGCUGGGGAACAGCAGGGGAAAUACCUAUGCCAGGAAAAACAUAUACUAUCCAACAGACUCAGAGGAGUUCUGGGCUUUCAGUUUUGAUGAAAUGGCCAAAUAUGAUCUUCCAGCUACAAUCGAUUUAAUUUUGAAGAAAACUGGACAGGAAAAACUACACUAUAUUGGCCAUUCACAGGGUACCACCAUCGGUUUUAUUGCCUUUUCCACAAACCCAGAACUGGCUAAGAAAAUAGAAGUAUUUUAUGCUCUAGCUCCAAUUGCCUAUAUCAACCAUGCAACAACACCUCUUAGAAGACUUUCGAUUCUCCCUACAUCAUUGAUAAAGUUUGUACUUGGAAAUAAGAUGUUCUUGGAACACAACAUUUUGGAUCAGUUCCUUGCUACUCAAGUGUGCUCCCGUGCGGCACUGGAUAUCCUCUGCAAAAAUGCCUUAUUUCUUGUUUGUGGUUUUGACACCAAGAACUUGAACACGAGUCGUUUUGAUGUGUAUUUAUCACAUAGUCCAGCAGGAACUUCAGUUCAAGAUAUCCUCCACUGGGACCAGGCCAUUAGGACUGGGGAAUUUCAAGCUUAUGACUGGGGAAGCCCAGCUCGGAACAUAAUGCACUAUAAUCAACCCACACCUCUUCAGUAUAAUCUGACGUCAAUGCAUGUACCAAUUGCACUGUGGAGUGGUAGCAAAGAUUGGUUGGCUGAUCCUCAAGAUGUUAACAGGUUGCUUACCAAACUCCCUAAUAUUAUUUACCACAAGGAGAUUUCUACUUACAAUCACUUAGACUUUAUUUGGGCAAUAAAUGCUCCCCAAGAAGUUUACAAUCUCAUUGUUUCCAUGCUAAAAAAAGAAAAAAAUUAA
Messenger RNA from Sorex fumeus (smoky shrew), 1245 nucleotides. Its product is annotated as gastric triacylglycerol lipase-like. Bases 49 to 1245 code for a protein of 398 amino acids. Lineage: Eukaryota; Metazoa; Chordata; Mammalia; Eulipotyphla; Soricidae. Gene Ontology annotation, molecular function: hydrolase activity, acting on ester bonds. The transcript has 10 exons. Gene Ontology annotation, cellular component: intracellular membrane-bounded organelle. The record is from RefSeq and is a predicted model, not a curated record. Gene Ontology annotation, biological process: lipid metabolic process.